AAAAAAAAUAAGAUAUCAGCGCAAGAUGCGGACUUUUAUUAUACUUUUCUAUAUUUCCGGUUCCUAUGUUUCCCAUGAUGCAGUACUGUUAGGUAAAUUCAAACAGUAAAAAUGGAAGAGCGAUCGAGGAAGGGAGAGUCUGAGAGUGCAAACGUGACUGUGAUCAAAUACAGCAACGCAGCAGAAUGUUCCAAUAUCAGACUUAAUCAGAUCAAUCAAUGCACAACUGUGGAAGAAGAGUUAAAGUUUCCAUCAGAUGGAGAGACGGAAAGGAACAUUUUGUGCCAUGUCGAUGAUGCCGAGUCCUCCCAUGAGUCUAAGGUGGAAAAUGUGUGUAUGUUGGAUAGCUUUAGUAAGAUGGAGUCUUUUAAUACGUCAGAUGAAAAAGAAAAUAGAAAUUGCCCUACAGAUUCAAGAACAGGAUAUAGAGGUGAUUUAAGUUGCCAGCAGACAGACACUUUGGCCUGUGCUUCUGGCUCACAGAGGGAUUGUGAAUCUUUUGCUGUGGCUGCACACCAUAUUGAUGAUGAGGAAAUAUUCAGGAGAGCAAGAGAGGAGGGACAAGUGACUGUUGUCUUCCCAGGGCGUAUCACACAGGAUGGUUGCUGUAGACUUGUUUGUGAGCUUCUUAAGUGUGUCCUUUACCAGUGUCAACAGCUGCCCAUGACAUAUGACCAAAUGGUGUUCCUCCAGAAACAACAGCAUAAUUCCACACAGACAGAAGACAUGGUGAACCAUCGGCCUGUGAAGACAUCAGGGGGCUUGGAUUGGCGCCGGUGCCAGCGGACGCUGCAGCAGCUGGACGAGGUGCUGGCCCACCUGGAGACACUGUUCUCUCUUAGCCAUGUUCCCCGUGUGCUCUUUAUGCUAGGGGGCUCUACCAUCAUCCCCAAUGAGCUGUACGAGGUUAACUUGGAAGCGGUGGCUGUCGGGGCUGGGGAAAACAGUGUAAGGACUUCAUCUUGUCUAAGACAGCUUUUCCGCACGCUAAUUGUGGCCGACCUGCUGUCAGAUGCAAAGUCUGUUCGUCUCCUGAGCACCACAGUCAUGGCUCUGGGUCACCGGGAUUGUGGAGUGACUGGAUUUAAACCCAAAAUAGAUUUUAGGGUUCCCACAAAGGUGAAAAGAAAGGUCAUCUCCUUAGCCAGUAAUUUGUCCCUCACUGGAGAGGCACACAAAUGUAAUGGAGACCUGAAGGACUAUAUUUGGUUUCAGGCCCCUGUCACUGUCAAAGGUUUCUGUAAAUAAUAAAAUGACCAGACAAUGAAAUGUCAAAGAGAGGGAAUGUUGUAAUACAAUUCACUCCAUUCUCAGGGAUCACUGUAUUUCUGACCCAAAGGGAUAUUGGCUGUCUUAUUAUUAUGCUUAAUUCCGGAAUUCUGUGUGAAUUUUAGUGUUUUAAAAACCUCAGAUUGUUUAUGCAAAGUUUACAUUUACAUUAUCAUCAGAUGAUCCACCUUGCAGCUUUAUUAUACAGUGCUUUUCUAAUGUUUAACAACCUAAUGAGUUGCAGGUUUACUUCAAGUAGAAGUGACCCAGGACCUGAAAUGUUACUGUGAUGAUUAUGCUGCUCUUUUACCAUUUGCACCAUUGAGCAAGGAAGUUAUUCCCUGGUUGGGGCAACAAACUCAAGUCAUUAUGAAUUAAAACUAACUGCUGGAAGGCAGCUUCUGUAAACUGGUGAAUGUAUAUGUUAGUUUUUACCCAUUGAGAAAUCAAUUAAUUGUGUUUUUUACACUUUAACAAAAUCAGUACUGUGUGUGUGUGUGUGUGUGUGUGUGUGUGU
Molecule: messenger RNA, 1786 nt
Organism: Xyrauchen texanus (razorback sucker)
Lineage: Eukaryota; Metazoa; Chordata; Actinopteri; Cypriniformes; Catostomidae
Gene: mad2l1bp
Product: MAD2L1 binding protein
Exons: 3
Coding region: 112-1248 (378 amino acids)
Biological process (GO): regulation of exit from mitosis
Cellular component (GO): nucleus
Source: RefSeq, a predicted model, not a curated record